Dromiciops gliroides (monito del monte) is the source of this 3699-nucleotide messenger RNA. RefSeq names its product anti-Mullerian hormone (gene AMH). Lineage: Eukaryota; Metazoa; Chordata; Mammalia; Microbiotheria; Microbiotheriidae. The record is from RefSeq and is a predicted model, not a curated record. Gene Ontology annotation, molecular function: growth factor activity. Bases 1121 to 3052 code for a protein of 643 amino acids. The transcript is spliced from 5 exons. Gene Ontology annotation, biological process: Mullerian duct regression; gonad development.
CAAGUCACUUAACCCCAAUUACCUCACUAAAAAAACAAAACUAAAGUUUUCUUUAUUUGGUGCUAGGGGAAGUGACCCAGUGGGAAGUCAAAAGACUUCACCCCUCCAGGAGGGUUUAGAAACAUUCCCUCCCAGAACACAGGGAAGAAAAAAGCUUUCAUAGAGGAUAGAAGGGGUAUCCACUGGAAAACUGGAAAGUUCCCUUUUGGGGUGGGGUGGGAAAAGCUUGGAUGCUUGUCCUAUUCCUGAAAGUCGAGGGAGAUUUUUUGUGAAUGAUGGUCCUGACCUUUGGGUUAUUCUCUGUCUCCUAGCUCAGGUCAGGUAGUAGCCACACCUAAUGGACUUUUCUGCUGUAAGAUUUUAUCUCCCCAUACUUCUUAGGUGUGCCCGUCCUGAUAUCGAGCUGGUCCAUCUAAACUUUAAUAGUCCCUUGUUUCCUCCAUAUGGCUGUUCUGUUGUCUGGUCAUCUUUGGUUUUGCUUCUCAAAGGAGAAACUUCUGAUUUACUCCAAGCCCAUGCCACAUUCCUGUGAAAAAGCUCAUUGCCCAGCUUGCCAAAACAAGGCUUCUAGCUAUGCUGUGGUGUCCUUAUGGAGCUGUAGCUGCCUUGGUGAAAACUGACUGAUGCACACAGCCCAUGGGCAGAGCCCUGACUUCCUAGGGCCCAGUGGAGUUCCCCAGAGGCCAGACCACCAGGAUUUACAUUCAUUCCCCCACCUCCUUGGGUUUGGCUCCCUCCUCCCCACACUGUUUGUUCCUCGUCUGUCUGAACUGUACACUCCCAGCUCAGAUUCCCACUCGCAUUUUUAAAAAAUCAGCCAAGGACAGCAUUUUGACAAAUCCGGUCAACAGCCCCAAAUUUAUAUCACUUCUAAGAAGCAAGAUACCCAGCACAAAAAUAGAACAGAAAGAGCCCUUUGAAAGGGCCUCCCCUCACAUUCAGACUGUUGGUCUCCCAGGGUCCCAAAGGAUGUACUCUGCAUUGUCGAUUCAAGGUCGCCUCCAUUGGGAAGAGAUAGUCAUCCCUCCCUCCCUCACAAACAGUCUGGAGAAGGCAUUUCUGCCACCUUAAUCUCAUAAAAGCCCCAGUUAGCCAAAGGCUUGGUCACAAGCAGCCCAAGAUGAGGGGUUCACUUCUGGCUUUGCUCCUGCUCUUGCCAGUGAUGUUUCCUGUGCUGAGAGGAGAGCCCCCCAAGAAGGGGCAAGCAGAUGGCAAUGCCAAGUUACCACCAACUGUGGCCAAGAGCCUGGUGGCCCAGGACCAGAGGAGGGAGAGGUCAGAGAAGCUUCUUAAUUCAGAUGGGGAAAAUCCUCACAAUGGAGCUUCAUCCCCAAGGAGCCAAAAGACCCCUGGGAGUGAGGUCCACCUCCCUUGGCCCUUGUUUGCCCAGGAUGGCAGUGCCUCUGAUCUAUGGACUGGGCCUAAGCCCCACCCUUGGUCCUUGGGGGGCCUAAAAAACCCAGUGUGCUGGGUAAAAGUGGGCAGGGGUGGUGACAGGGCCACAGGCCCCCUCCAGGUGGUGGGGGCUCUCAGUGGUUAUGAGAGGGGCUUUGUGGAAGCGCUGAGACAGGCCCGCUGGGACCAAGACCUGGCCACCUUUGGGAUCUGCCCCCCGGGGGGCACAGGAGUUGCUCACCUCUCUCUACAGCGUUUGAGGGCGCGGCUGGUGGAGCCGGGCGGGUGGAGCCUCGUGGUUCUACAUCUGGAAGAAGUGACAUGGGAGCCCGAGUUGAGCCUGUGGUUCCAGGAGCACCCCCCACCACUUCAAGGAGCCGGCAGCCCAGAGCUGGCCCUGCUGGUGCUGUAUCCUGGGCCAGGGAGAGGCGAAAUCCGGCCUGGGCAGGAGUUCCAGGUCACUGGAGCCGGACUACACGCUGGGCAGAGCCUCUGUGUCUCCUUGGACACCCAAUACCUGGUGCUGGCUGUGGAUGGAACAGCUGGUGAUGGGCUCUCCCUUGCUUUGCAGCCCCUGGGUGGAGCUGCCACUGCAGGCCCCUCUCUGGCCACCCCUGCACUCCAGGCCCUGCUCUUUGGUCUCGACCACAAGUGCUUCACGAGGAUGACCCCAGUCCUGCUCUUGCUGCAGCGGCACAGCUCGGGGGCUAAGCCCAACCCCAGUCCUCUCCCAGCGGAGGGCCGGCUAGACACGGCACCGUACCCACUGCCCAGGCCAUCAUCCCAGCCACCUGCCACAGCAGCCUCCCCGAGUCCCACAGACCCCUUCCUGGAGACCCUGACCCGCCUGGUCCGAGGAGUCCUAGGCCCUCCUUCCAGCCCCCACCCGCUGCGCCUGGCCCUGGACCCUGAGGCCCUGGAGGCCCUCCCAUAUUGGGUUUUCAAUCUCAGCGACCCUGCCACCCUGGAACAAUUGGUGGAGUCGGAGGAUCCACUGUUGCUCCUGUUUCCUGUGGGAAGCCCGGCUCUGCUGGAAGACCUGGCCCGACGAUGGCAGGCCCGGGAGGGUCCAGCCCAGCACUUGGCGGGCAAGCUGCAGACUGUGGCGAAGGAGCUGCUGGGCCUGCCUGCCCUGCAACCCCAUGCUGAGCUCCUGCACCAACUUUUGGCCCUCUGCACAGCCCCUACUAACAGCAGCGGAGGCGGCGGCCAGACCGAGGGGCAGGCCCAGGCCCCGGCCAGCCAGCUCCGGGCCCUGCUGCUGCUGAAGGCCCUGCAGAGCCUGAAGGCCGAGUGGCGAGAGAGGAGGAAGGCUUCCCGGGCCCUCCGAAGUGCCAGGCUGGGAAGGGAUGGUACGUGCCGGCUUCAGGAGCUGAGUGUGGACCUACGGGCCGAGAAAUCCGUGCUCAUCCCAGAGACUUACUUGGCCAACAACUGCCAGGGCCCCUGCCGCUGGCCGCAGUCUGACCGAAGCCCCAACUACAACAACCACGUGGUGCUGCUGCUAAAGAUGCAGGAGAGAGGGGAGCCCCUGGGCCGGUCCCCCUGCUGCGUGCCCACUGCUUAUGCUGGGAAGACUCUCAUCAGCCUCUCUGAAGAGGGCCUGAGUGCCCGCCUCAUGCCCAACAUGGUAGCUACAGAGUGUGGUUGCCGGUAGGCUCGGCCAACCCCGUCAAGUCCUGGCUGCCUGCCUGCCGUUGAUGCCUCCGCCUCAUCGCCCCAUCCUGACCUGACUCUGGCUAGUGGCCUUCCCCUCCCUGCCCCCACUACCCACAUCUAACCCACCUGCCUGCCUGGAACCUCUCUCUGGAUUCUGGGCAGGCUGCCCCUCACCACCAUCGCUCCAUCCCCACAGUAGCCUCCGAGAUGGGGAGGUCCCUAGCAUCGGCCCUCUCCUCAGCCCCAACGGAUGGCCUAUAUAUGGGGCUAAGGCCCUGCCUGCCCUCUGUGGUAGCCAGGCCAGGCCUUCUCCCCUCACCCCCUCCUUCCCUCCCCUAGCCUCCUUUUGUACCUCCCCACCCUCACUAAGCCAGUGCCCACAGCAGGCCCGGAAUGAGAGGAUCUGGGCCAGGGGGUGGAGUCACAGCUAUCCAGGUCUUUGCUGUGGGCACUGUAUUGGGCACGAGAGCAGCCCCGGACACUAGUGUCAGUGGAGAGAGGUGGGAUUGGGCCCAGAGCUGGUUGGGGCAGCACCCAAACAGGCUCUUUGUGCUCAGGAAGUAUCCAGCCCGACCGUGGCACUGAGAGAAGAUGGGAGCCCAAAGCCUGCUCCAUAUUUAUUUGGAUCAACUGCAACAUUGUUCA